UGUUUUUGAUAGUUUUGACCAACCGAAAAGAUGGCGGAUUCUUGUUUUCAACAUUGCUCGCGGUUUCGGGGCAUCGAAACACUGCAACGGUUUUAAUAUAAUCUCGUGCAUAAGUUAACAUGUUGCACGCGCAUUAACUACAACCGCAACAGACUGCCGCUGUGACAGUUCGCGUGUGUGGUUGCGUCGUUGCAACGUUUGUCGAUCGUCUUGGCGUCAUUAGAACGAACUGCCGAACGAAGCGUGCUUACGCACGAUUUUGAGUUGAGUGUUGUCUGUGCAAUUCUAACGAAGUUUCGUGAAUUUAUUGAAAGAUCAGAGUGAGAAUACAAUCGAAUCGGUAAAAUGGUCGCGCGACACCGUAGGUUUAUCUAACCCCAAUUGUGUUUACUGCAGCGACUUGUAGUAGCGCGAUUUGGUUAGGUUGCUCGGGUCAGCUCUGUAUACUUAUGAUACCGGAACGCCGUCGCGCGUGUACCUCGCGGUGGUUCACGUUACAAUGUGAUGCACUAUCAAGUUUGUGAAUUAAUGAUCAUUGAGUAACACGUUCACAAUGGCGAGCAACGAUUUUGAUAUGGAGUUCUUUGAGCAGAAGCUCCUUACACUGAAGGACUCUCAGGAGUCCAUACAAGCGCUAUCUACAUGGUGCCUAGAGAGAAGACAGCAUCACAAGAAGAUUGUUGCUACAUGGCUGCAAGUCCUGAGGAAAGUAAAAGUGGAACAUCGACUCACAUUGUUCUACUUGGCGAAUGAUGUUAUUCAAUACUCAAAACGGAAAAAUUCAGAGUUUGUGGAAUCAUGGGGCAUUACUCUGCAACGUGCAACAACCAUGGUUCGUGAUGAGAAAGUGAAGCAUCGUAUACUGAGAAUCUUUAAGAUCUGGGAUCAGCGGCAAAUUUACAGUGAAGAAUUUCUUACUGAUUUGUCUGGUUUAAUUUCGGCUGCACCAAAAAAGAGAUUAGAUCCUCAGCCAGCUACACAACCCGAUGAAUUUCAGGCAGCUCUACUGAUCUCUACAAUGAGAUCUUGUGCGACUUUAGAACAAGCGACUGAUGCUAGGUUACGAGAUCUACGAGAAAGUAAUGUAGAUAUAGAAUCUGCAGAAGAAUUAUGCGCGUCAUUAAAGGACAGAAGACGGGUGGAGGAUGCGGAGAAGGAGAUUGAUUUGGUCGUAGAAAAUGUCGAAAAUUAUGUUUAUUCGUUAGAGGCAGAGAUUAGAGAAAGGACGCAAGUGAUUGAUUUGUUGGAGCAGGCAGAUCAGUUUUAUGAAACUCAACGCGGAGAAGUUAAAAUAGUGACAAAUGCAUACCGGAAUUUUGGUAGCCGUGUGAAAAAUUUGAAGAAGAAGUUAGAUGAAUUAUUACCGACGUUUGUCUCGCCGAUACCAUCACCAGAUGUGAACGCACCCUCACCGAGUCCCGACAGUGAUAUAGAACUUCCAGGAGAUGAAACUCAAGCAACGAAUAAUCAAUCAGCAGUAAUUGAUGUAGCACCGCCGUCUCUGUAUGGUUCAUACCCUCACGAAUAUGAGCCAAUGCCAGUACCUGUACCUGUGCCUAACUUGGUACAAGGCAACGAAUCAGCAGACUUUACUAAUAAUUUCUCCUCUUUCAUGGGAGGAAACAUGGAUUUUGGUAAUAUGAGAAAUUUGUUCAAUGAAAGAUCAGCAACACCUCCUGGAAUGUCUCAACAAUAUAAUGAAUCUUUAGAGGCAAAACCGAUAGAAGUGAUCAAUAUGAGACCCUCAAAGAAUGAAAACAAUAACGCGGAUUUCAAUAUAUCUAGUUUCUUGAAAACGGUUCUUCCGACAGCCGACGGAACGCCAGAUCAGGGUGGAAUACCGGGUUUGGGCUUGGAUGUUUCUGAAAAUCAAGUGGGAUCGCCGCAACAUCCAAACUAUAGGCAUUCGCCCACGUUAGGGCAGCUUCCUGUAACGCCUGUGAUGUCUAGAAUGAUGAAUAGCCAGGGUGCACCCAUCGGCGGCUUAAAUAAUUGCCAGAUGAGUCACAGUACUCCGUUGCCAGUUCGCAAUCUGUCCGCUGAAUCACACACACCUUCUCCGUAUUCCAGUCAAAAUAGUCAGAGUAAUAUGACCGGUCCGUUUGACGGUCCCGCAAACGCCAAUACGGUGAAUCCUUUACCUCCUCCGCCUUUACCGCCGCCAAUCUUUCUCGAUGACGAGAAUUGUUACAACAAGCUACCGCCAAAAUUUCCCACAUGGACCCCACCAAACGAGACUAUGAAGGAGUCUGCCAAAUGGGACGAUAAGGCGAAUUUCGCUAUAUGUUCAGGGAAGAACAGUAUGAAUCCCGCGUGGUCCGGCGAAUGCGACGAUAAGAACAAGGGCUCGUGGAUGGACGGCGAUGGGGACAGGUGGGACUCCAAUAACGAUCCCACGUGGCCCAGCGGUGGCAGAACGAAAAGCGAAAUGCUGUCCGAGACGCCUGAAUCGCCACCUAUGUACGAAAAAGCCGGCUUUGCCGAGCCGGUGGAGUACAACGAGCCGCAACCGCAGGAAGCUCUAAAUGCUACAGGAGACGUGGAUCACAGAGUUAUUCCGAUUCCGAUGACUGUCGAGAAUCAGUUGCCAUAUCGUUUGAUGAAAGCGGCGGACGUCGAUCAUCGCAAUCUCAUCAGUCUGACAGGUAGUCCGGCGAAUCACAGCAAUCUCGGUGAUUCGUCUUUGUCUUUGCCCAAUAACAACAAUCUCUGGUCUACGGGCGAUCAAGAUUAUCGACGACAUGUACAACCGGGUGACAUUGUUGAAAGCGUUGAUAUGGAGAUGUCGGACGAUGAAUCGGAUAGCAAACCGAAGGGUAGAGUACUUGUCGACGUGAGGUCGCAGGAUCGCGAUAUGCGCAUCGGUGCCCCAUCCGGUCCCUCGUCUUCUCAUUUAGACAUGGACAUGCGCAUAAUUCCACUUCCUUCCGUACAAUUGCCUCGCGGUGGCGUGCAAGAUAUGCGCUUGAUGCAUUCGGGACCGCCGCCGCCGCCGCUGCCGCCGUUUCAGCGCCAAGAUCAGGGUGGCUUCCGGCAGGAACAGCCGGAAUUUUCCCAUCGCAAGUCGGUAGAUUUUCGCCCGAGUCAACUGAACUUCCGACAGAACAGACCGCCGUCGAAUUUUAUGCCGAAUCAACAGGACUUUCAUCCGAAUCAACAAGAAUUUCAUCAGCUUCAUCAGUUCCAGCAGGAUUUUCACCAGCUGCAGCAGCAGCAGCAGCAGCAGCAGCAGCAACAGCAACAGCAGCAGCAGCAGCAGCAGGAUUUCGAGUAUCGCGACAGAGAACACGGUAUCCGGCCUAAGCAGGAUUUUCUGACGGACUCGCCGGGACGCAGGUACUCGCAAUCCUCAGAUCAUCAGCAUCAACGCGAUAGUUCGUCUUUUCACAGAAACGAGCGAAACAACCGCUGCGGCGGCCGUGGGUUCACGAGGAACCGCAGAGACAGAUACUCGGACGAUCACAAUAUGAAGCAGCGAAAUCUAGCAAAUAACCGGAAAUCGAGGUCGCAGGAUCAGCAGCAUCAUCAGUCGCCGCCGGAAAUCUUGUCCAACAGUCGGCCGUUGCUGCAGCCACCCGACACUGUUAUUAUCCUCGAUGAAAAGGGCAUGCCGAUCGGCAUGCCAGACUUCGAUCAGGACAACAACGUGCCGCCCAACAUCGCGGAGCCUCAGGAGCACGAUUCCGAGAAUUGUCAGGGUUCCGCGAUGCCGCAGGCACGCCGAACGUCGCACGAUUCCGAGCGCAACCAGUUGCAGCAGGAUUAUCCACUGGGCCCUGAUCACGAGCAGCGUGCGCCGUCGACCGGGUCGGACGAUCAGCCGCUAAUGAAUCAAGUGACGGUUAUUCCAAUAACGGCGGAUAAUGCCGGCGACGAUGCGCAACAGCAAAACCAGUACGUUCCUAUUUCAGAAUACGAGGAGCACGUAGAGUCUGAGCAAUCCGAUCUCGCGGAGAAGACGAACACGGCCGACAACAGCGAGCCGAUCGAUCAGGGACAAGAGACGAGUUUCACGGAGGACGAACAAUUGGACGAGUCGACCGCGUCGGGUAACGAGCUGAAGAAGCUGUCGGCGAACGGCAACUUCGACGAGCAGAGCCACGAGGAGGGAAGCUCCAGCAAGAAGAGGGCCCUCUUGCCGAACGGACCGCAUCCAUCGCUCACCGACGCGCCCGGUCCGAACGGUCCGCUGCUGCACGGCGCGUCCAUGACGGAGCCCCAUCCCAUCAUGAUGAACGAGUACGACGGGCCGAACUUCCGGCCGCGUAUCGGCACACCUUUCCCUCCGUGGCGCGGCGGACCCCCACCCAGCAGAGGGGGUAGAGGGGGGUUCAGAGGUGGACCACCGCCGCGUGGACCGUGGAUGGACAGGGGACCGCCGCGCGGACCCGCAGCCGGCAACUUUUCGCCGAGAGGAUUGAAACGGGGCGGCGGACAGUUCCGGGGCGGCGGUGGUUUCAGAGGCCGGGGACGAGGCAGUAAUUGGUAGAUAAAGCGCAAAAAAAGACUCGACGACUUAUCUGCUUGUCGUAAUCCGAUUGGAAACAUUGCGACACGUGUUUCACAUCUUGUAAAUAAAAGAACUACCACGUUUAGCGUGCAUAUACACGUACACUUACACACACACGCACGCACACAUACGCGCGCGCGCGCAGACACACACACACACACACACACAAUGAAAUCUUCCGUAACGAAGGUUCUUCACACUUCUCUGUGCGAUUCAAUAUCGCCCAUAUAAAUAUAUAAAUAAGAAAAGUUUAGAGAUAUAUAUAUAUAUAUAUAUAUACAUAUAUAUAUACGCAUAUAUAUAUUACAUGUUUCGUUAAGAUGUUAUCGGAGCGGCUUCGCAUUCGUAAACACACGUGUGUGUGUGCACGUAUCGAAUUCUAUAGUGAUUAGGAACGAUGAGUUGGAGCGCGAUACGUUGCUCGCGGUCGCUCCGAUAAUGACCAACCAUCACCAUCCUCGUAGAUUUCCGUGUAAGAAAAAAAAUUAUUGUUUACGUGCGCCAAGGAAGGAUUGUAAUAAUAAAUUCGGUGAACGAAGCGACUCGUGGAGAGCCAUUUCAGCUGUUUAGCGAGCGAGGUGGAACACUCGCAGACAACGACUAUGAAUUCAUCAUGGUUCAUUGAUUGAAACCGGUAUAAUUUUGCUACGUUCAAUCUUCCGUGCUGCAAGUACCACGUAUCUGAUCUCCUCAUGCUUGUUACACACCGAAAAUUGAGUUCGUCAAAGUUGUAUUAGUUUCAAUUUUCAACCGAUAGCGAGAUUAUGUGCUUUCGACUCGAUCGCCGCAAAUCCAUUCCACGGGUCUUGUAUUGUUUCCCUUCCUCAUUCACCUCUGAACACAGAAAUCAUAACCGCUUGUUUUCUCUGCCCUCAGCCUACCUGACUAUUUUCAUUGAAGUUCGUUGAAAGGAAAGGAAAAAUUAAGAAAUAGGGAUGUCAAUGAACUUUUUAAAGUGUAUUAAUAAAAUACAGUGUUUACGUUCUGGUCCGCUUGCUACAUUUUCCUUAUUGUUAUUUCUCGUAUGUAGUGCGUAGAUAAAUGUUUCUUGAUAAAUCAUAAGACGUUCUCGUUUAUUAAAGAAAGAUGAAAACGGCAAUAAAUAAUAAGUCACGGAGAAACAGCUUAGAUCAUCAUUUUCAUUUUGUUCUGUGUUGUGAGAAUCCAUAGAUCAUUUCGUGUGUAAAAUGUUAAAAUUCGAGAGAUAAGCUAUCGAUGUAAGGUGCUCUUGUAAUAGUUACUAUUUUUUUUCUGUAGCCGGAAAAGAAAGUGAAUGUAAAGCGAGUGAAGCUACGACGAAACGAUAUGCUUGCUUCGUUAGGCAUUCACACAGUAUCGUUUAUUCUCUUGCAAUUGUUUGCCCAUUUGGGUCGUGUGUCUUUUUUUUUUUGGCGAAUGGACACUGCAAAUGAAUAAAUCGCGAAUUUCGAUCUCUUAUUUUAGAAAUUCGAUGAAAAGUAAUUAAUUUUAGUUUUAUCGUGUUGAUCGGUGUGUUAAUUUUUCUUUUGUUUCCUCAAGAACUAGUCAAUUUUAUAUUACGUUUUGUCGAAAGCAAGCGAAUCGUUGCGAUGUAUACAUCAAUGAAUGCGCACAGGAAACAAGUGUAGCGAACGCAAAAAAACACCGUGGAAUUCUCUGGUUGUUUAAUAAAAUAAUACCGAGGACCUUUC
Linepithema humile (Argentine ant) is the source of this 6180-nucleotide messenger RNA. RefSeq lists its product as uncharacterized. Lineage: Eukaryota; Metazoa; Arthropoda; Insecta; Hymenoptera; Formicidae. Gene Ontology annotation, biological process: mRNA 3'-end processing. Gene Ontology annotation, molecular function: RNA polymerase II complex binding. The record is from RefSeq and is a predicted model, not a curated record.